AUGCCUCACGAGAUCUUGGUCGGUAGCUCCUGCUACACGGCGUCUACCGCCCAGGAGCUCAAGGCUCGCGCCAACAAGACCAGCCAGCCCGCCAUCAAGCAGAUUCGCGGCCAGUGGGUCUACUACGUCGACCUCGUCAACCCCAGCAAGGCCGUCCUCGAUCAGGUCAAGGAAUUGCUGCAGGAUGUCGACUCGGAGCCUCUCCUCGCUUCGGAGAGCGGCGGUAACUCCACCAGCAUCUACGUUACACCGCGCUACCUCUCACCCUGGAGCUCCCAGGCCACCAGCAUCGCUCACGUGUGCGGCCUGAAGGACCAUGUGCGCCGCAUUGAGAAGGGCCGUCUCAUUGUCGUCGACUUCGAGACCCCCUUUGAGGCUGGCCAGGAGGCCUCUUUCCGGGAUGUUCUUCACGACCGCAUGACGGAAAUAUUUGGCCUCGAGAAGCCGUCCCUGGACGCCAUGUUCCAGGACGAUGCGCCCGCCCCUCUCGUCGUUGUCGACAUCUUCGCCGAUGGCAAGGAUCCCCUCAGUAUCUUGAAGCAGUACAACCAGGAGAAGGGCCUCAGCCUCGACGAAUCCGAAAUGCAAUAUCUCGUCGACGUCUUCACGAAGCUCGGCCGCCCUCCUCACGACGUCGAGCUCUUCAUGUUUGCCCAGGUCAACUCUGAACACUGCCGCCACAAGGUCUUCAACGCUAGCUGGACCAUUGACGGCGUACCGCAGGACAAGAGCCUCUUCGAAAUGAUUAGAAAUACGCACAAGAAGACUCCCGACUACACCGUCUCGGCCUACAGCGACAACGCCGCCGUUCUCCAGGGCGAGUCUGCUCACUUUUGGUCCCCGGACUACUCAACUGGGUCCUGGAAGCUCACACCCGAGGUCGCACAUGUGCUGGCCAAGGUCGAGACUCACAACCACCCGACCGCCAUUUCUCCCUUCCCUGGCGCCGCUACCGGCUCUGGCGGUGAGAUUCGAGACGAGGCGGCCGUCGGCCGUGGCUCAGUCACCAAGGGCGGCCUGUGCGGUUUCUGGGUGUCUGACCUCCUCAUCCCCGACCGCCGCGCCCCUUGGGAGUCGGACAUUGGCCGUCCGGCCCACUAUGCGAGCAGCCUUGAUAUCAUGCUCGAGGCCCCCAUCGGCAGCGCUCGCUUCAACAAUGAGUUUGGCCGACCUUGCCUUACAGGCACCUUCCGCACCCUUCUCACCCCGGCGACGUCCAAUGGCGCCGCCGAGGAUGCCAAGGAAUGGCGCGGAUACCACAAGCCCAUCAUGCUGGCUGGUGGUGUCGGCACCGUCCGCCCCCAAAAUGCCUUGAAAGAGGAGCGAUUCGUCCGCGAGGGAGCGCACGUCAUCGUCUUGGGUGGCCCGGCCAUGCUCAUCGGCCUCGGCGGUGGAGCAGCUUCCAGCAACGCGUCGGGCGAGGGCAACGCUGAUCUGGACUUCGACAGCGUGCAGCGUGGCAACCCCGAGAUGGAGCGACGCGCCCAGAUGGUCAUCAACACCUGCACGGCCCUCGGCGAGCAAAGCCCAAUCGCCAUGAUCCACGAUGUUGGCGCCGGCGGCCUGUCCAACGCGCUUCCCGAACUCGUUAAGGACGCCGGAUACGGCGGCAACUUUGAGCUUCGGCAGGUUGAGAGCGCGGACCGGAGCAUGAGCCCGCUCCAGAUUUGGUGCAACGAGGCCCAGGAGCGAUAUGUGCUUCUGAUCAACCCCGAAAACAUGAACCGCUUUACCAGCAUCUGUCGCCGUGAGCGCUGCGGCUUCUCUGAUGUCGGUGCUGUCGCGUCUCGGGACUCGAGCGGCGUCUCCAAGCUGGUGCUCACCGACCGAGAGUCCAAGGAGUACCCGCGCCCCAUUGACUUGCCGAUGGAUGCACUCUUCCCCCCCAAGCGCCAGCAGGAUCGCACUGCCACCUCGAUCAAGCCCAGCUUUGCUCCUUUCGAUGCCAUGGCGUCUCUUCGCAAGGAGUUCGGGGAACUCGGCAACUCUGAUCUGCUCAACAAGGCCGUCGAGCGCGUAUUUCUGAUGCCUGCCGUGGGCUCCAAGUCAUUCCUCAUCACAAUUGGCGACCGGACUGUCGGUGGACUCACGACCAGAGACCAGAUGGUUGGACCGUGGCAAACCCCGGUCGCCGACGUCGCCGUCACGGCCACGUCCUUCAGUCUCGGUGGAAAGCAGAGGACCGGUGAGGCCAUGGCCAUGGGCGAGAAGCCUACCUUGGCGCUUGUCGAUCCUGCCGCCUCUGCCAGGAUGGCCGUUGCAGAGAGUUUGUUGAACAUUGGCGCGGCCGACAUCAUGGGCGACCUGCGCCGCGUCAAGCUCUCGGCGAACUGGAUGGCCGCCGUGAGCCACCCUGGUGAGGGCGCUGCCCUUUACGAGGCGGUCAAGGCCAUUGGCAUGGAAAUGUGCCCGGAGCUCAACAUCAGCAUCCCCGUCGGCAAGGACUCGACGUCCAUGAAAGCCGUCUGGAAGGAGGACGGCGAUGCGAAGAGCGUCACCGCUCCCGUCUCGGUCGCAAUCUCCGCCUUCACGGUCGUUGAAGACGUGCGGAAGACCUGGACCCCGCAACUCCGCCGUGUCGAGGAGGUUGGUGAGACGAUUCUCAUGUUUGUCGAUCUCGCUGAGGGACGCAAAGCCUUGGGUGGCUCGGCUCUGGCCCAGUCGUUCGGCGCCGUUGGCAACGAGGUGCCUGACAUGCAGAAUUUCGAUCUGAUGAGGGACUACUUCGAUGCCCUGUCACAGCUGCACGAGAGCGGCGUUGUGCUGGCCUACCAUGACCGAUCUGACGGUGGCCUGAUUACUACGGUCGCUGAGAUGAUGUUCGCUGGCCGAUGUGGCGUCGACAUGAUGAUGGACGGCAUCGCCAAGUCGGGUCAGGCGGGCGACAUGAUAGAGGCGCUGUUCAACGAGGAGCUCGGUGCCGUCUUCCAGGUCCGAGCCUCCGACGAGAUCAACUUCAAGCGCUGCUUCGCUACCUGCGGCCCCCCGCCUGGCUUGAUUCGCAAGUUUGGUGUGGUCAAGUCCAAGGGUAAGCAGUCACUGACGAUCCGCCACGCCGGUGCUACGUUUGCCACGCUUGGCCGUGCCGAAAUGCAGCAGUGGUGGUCCAAGACCUCUCACGAGAUGCAGCGGCUGCGAGACAAUCCUGCCUGCGCAGACUCCGAGUUUGCCACCAUCGCAGACUCCGAGGACCCCGGCAUGUCCUACAACCUGACCUACCCCCCCGCCGAGAACAUUAUGCCCCUCACGUCGUCCAUCAGCGGCUUCUUUGGCAAGGUCCCGCGGGUCGCUGUGCUGAGAGAGCAAGGUGUUAAUGGCUACGCCGAGCUGGCCUUUGCCUUCAAGGCUGCCGGCUUUGAGCCCGUCGACAUCCACAUGACGGAUGUCUUGGAUGGGAGGUCCCUUGCCGACUUUACUGGCUUGGCUGCUCCCGGAGGCUUCUCGUACGGUGAUGUUCUUGGCGCAGGUCAGGGCUGGGCCAAGUCGAUUCUCAUGCACGAGAACACCCGGCGGGAGUUUACCGAGUUUUUCAAGCGUCCUGAUACGUUCGCUCUGGGUGUUUGCAAUGGCUGCCAGUUGCUCACACGCAUCAAGUCUCUGAUUCCCGGCGCCGAGCACUGGCCGACGUUUGUCGACAACACCAGCCAGCAAUUUGAAGGCCGUUUCAGCAUGGUCAAGGUCGAGGAGAACAGCAACAAGCCGUCCGUCUUCUUCCACGGCAUGAAUGGCUCGACUUUGCCCGUUGUUGUGUCUCACGGCGAGGGUCGGGCCAAGUUCCCGUCGCCUAACUCGCUGCAGGAACUGACCAACUCGGGCAUGAUUCCUCUUCGCUAUGUCGACAACCGUCUAGGUGUCACGGAGCAGUACCCCUACAACCCCAACGGCAGUCCUGGUGGUGUUGCCGGUGUGUCGACCAAGGACGGCCGCUUCGUGGCAAUGAUGCCGCACCCUGAGCGCACCGUUCUUGCUGAUGUGGCCAGCUUCGUACCUCGGGACGCCGUCGAGGAGUGGGGCGAGUUUGGCCCUUGGGUGCGCAUCUUCCGUAGCGCCCGACGAUGGGUGGGCUGA
Molecule: messenger RNA, 4068 nt
Organism: Purpureocillium lilacinum
Lineage: Eukaryota; Fungi; Ascomycota; Sordariomycetes; Hypocreales; Ophiocordycipitaceae
Biological process (GO): 'de novo' IMP biosynthetic process
Molecular function (GO): phosphoribosylformylglycinamidine synthase activity
Source: RefSeq, a predicted model, not a curated record